This is a messenger RNA of Schizosaccharomyces japonicus yFS275, 1640 nucleotides long. RefSeq lists its product as hypothetical. The transcript has 3 exons. Bases 668 to 1597 code for a protein of 309 amino acids. Lineage: Eukaryota; Fungi; Ascomycota; Schizosaccharomycetes; Schizosaccharomycetales; Schizosaccharomycetaceae. The record is from RefSeq and is a predicted model, not a curated record.
AUGAUUAUCCUUAACGAGCUUUCCAAUUCGUUGUUUGAUUUCGUUUGCAGCUUUAUUUGUAAAGGUAGCAAUGACAAUGUCAUUUGGAUGAAACUGUUCGACAUUUAAUAAAUGGACGACGCGAGCAGCCAGAACACGCGUCUUGCCAGAUCCUGGACCAGCAAGAAUUUGCGUGUACUUGUGAGGAGAUUCAGCACUUUGUUUUUGCUGUGGAUUUAAUGCUGCCAGGUACUGCUUAGCGUCCAUUUCGCAGUGGUCAGCUAGUAAGAACCCAAGAAUUGGAUCACCAUGAUGCUUUAGCUUGUUCGCGCGUGUAUGUGUUGACAAUAGGAACAAUUCUUCAACACCAAAACCACCAAAUGUAAAAGCCAGUUGUCUUACAUCAACUGAGCUUUUGUUGUCUGCAGUAUCUUAUUUUGUCUACGUGCUACUGGUUUCGGUACAUUUCCGAUCGGAACAGUUUAGCAAUGAUGCGCCUGUGACGAUCAAGACUCAGUCACUAUAUUCAAACACCAGAGAAUAGAGUGGUUACAAGCGGCAAAGUGAUCGGGACGGACCGUGGAUUUAUUCUUGGCAAUUUAUAAGCAAGACUAGCUCCUGGUAGUAUACACUUCCUAAAUAAGCUACUUUAUACUAAAACAUAAUACAAUAUCUCCACACGAGGACAAUGGUAAACCAUUCUACAAAUGUCCGGCCUCUUACGCAUGCCGGUACUUGGUAUACAGAUGAUUUCUCUGCUCUUAAAAAGCAAUUAGAUGGUUUUAUGGCCGGUACACAAAUCGUGCCUGGAACAAGAAUGAUUAUUUCACCACAUGCUGGAUAUUUGUACAGCGGUCCAACAGCCGGCAAAUGCUAUGGAAGCCUGGAUUUUUCUCACUGUAAACGCGUAUUCGUACUAGGCCCAAGUCAUCAUAUGUAUACAAGAGAUUGUCUUGUUUCAAGUUUUGACGCCUAUGCUACUCAUUUAGGAAAUCUGCCAAUAGACAGAGAAGUUUGCGAUUUCCUGCUUAGUUCUUCGAAACAUGUUCAGUUACUUUCAGAGAAUGCGGAUGAAGCAGAACACAGUCUUGAAAUGCAGAUCCCGAUCCUCGCUCAGGCACUACAGAACCAAAAUGCGCUGCAACAUGUGUCUAUAGUUCCCAUUAUGGUUGGUGCUUUAUCCCAUAGUCAUGAACAAGCAUUUGGUGAGACAUUGGCCCCAUUCGUUGCUAAUGAAGAAAAUGUUUUUAUUAUUUCUUCGGAUUUCUGUCAUUGGGGAUUAAGGUUUGGUUAUACGGGAUACUUAAACAAUGAUGGCAAGUUUGAAAUGCUUGCCGCGUCUAGCCAUUCACCUAGAGCACCAAAGAUCUUUCAAUCAGUCCACCAAUUGGAUCGUCUUGUUAUGUCAGCUAUUGAGGAGGGUGAUUACAACCAUUUUGUCCGCAUAUUAAGUAAAACCAAGAACACGGUUUGCGGCCAGCACCCCAUAGCUGUUAUACUGGCUGCUCUAACGAAAGCGAACAUUGACAAGCGAUUUCGCUUUAUUGCGUACGACCAAAGCUCUCAGGUCGUAGACAUCGAAGAUAGCAGCGUAAGUUAUGCUGCUGGAUUGGCUUAGUAAAUAGGUUUGAUGAAUUUUAUAUUAUGUUUGAUGUAAGUUA